Chroicocephalus ridibundus (black-headed gull) is the source of this 4291-nucleotide messenger RNA. It is a transcript of the gene MTCL3, whose product is annotated as MTCL family member 3. The transcript is spliced from 7 exons. NCBI's taxonomy places the organism in Eukaryota, Metazoa, Chordata, Aves, Charadriiformes, Laridae. Gene Ontology annotation, biological process: regulation of autophagy. The record is from RefSeq and is a predicted model, not a curated record. Bases 433 to 3153 code for a protein of 906 amino acids.
AUAGAUGAGGGGACGCAACUCAGCCUUCAGGCCUGGGCGGGGUUCUUCCCGUUUAAUCUUUUCUUUUCUCUUCCCUUCGCUGCUUUCCUCCCUCCCCCCUCGUUCCGUCUCCCAGGCCCAGUGAGGUCAGCUCAUGAAUAUUGCUUCAUUUUCCUGAGAGGCUCUGGCAGCGCCGGGUACCUCGUGUGCGGGUGCCCGUCUCCCCGUGCAUGCGUUUCGCCAGCCCGGCAGCAGACAAAGUGGUGGUUUGGAUUUCAAGAGUGACAUUUUGUACCUCUGAACAACAGCAGUUUGGGAAUUCUGUUUGUGAUGGUUAAUAGAGAUGUAAAGCAAACCUUUUAUAAAGUGUUGUGAUACAAGGCUCUCAGGGCGGCGGCGGCGGAGGCGGAGGACGCCGCCGGUGAUGGACGUCUCCCGGAGAUAGCCGCCGCCAUGAGCCAGCCACCUGCAGGGGGCGCCGCCGCCGCCGAGCCUCGCCUGCAUCCCGAGGGCAGCAGCGGCAGGAAGCAGCAGCGAGCCUCCUCCCCGGCCAGGGCCCGCGACAACCCGCCGCGCCCGCCGCCAGCCGCCGCCGCCGCCGCAGCCUCCCGCGUCCCGGCCGCCGCCGCCGCCGCCGCCGCCGCCAAGGCCGCCUCGGCGCGGCCGCCGCCGGGCCAGGCCCCCCGAGCCGCCCGCGGCCGCGCCGCCGACAGGCCGCCGCGCAGCGCCGGGCCGCCGGGAGCUGUCCAACCCGGCGCCGGUGCUGAACCGCCGCCGGCCGCCGGCGGGAGAGCCGCCGCCGAGGAGCCGCCGCCGCUGCGGGCCGCCGAGGCCGCCGCGCCGCGGGCCGCCGAGGAGGCGCCCCCUGCAGGAGGCGGCGGCGGCGGCGGGGGGGAGCGGGAGGGGGCGGUGGCGCCGCAGCCGCCGCCGCCGCCCAAGCAGUGGCGGGGGAAAGCGGGGCGGUCUCCGCUGAAGGGCGCGGGGGAGGCGGCCCCGGCGCCUCCAUCUUCCUCCGGCGCGGGGAAGGGUCGGGGGGCGGCGGGCGGCGGCGGCGGGUACUGGAAGGAGGGAUGCCUGCAAAGUGAGCUCAUCCAGUUCCACCUCAGGAAGGGGCUGGCGGCGGCCGCCCAGAUGCAAACCAAGGGCAGCAACCACAGCAGCAGCGGCAGCGCUUCCUCCGCCUCCUCCUCCUCCUCCGCCUCCGCGGCCGCCGCCCCGGCCGAGCCUCCCCCGGCCGCCUCCGCCUCCUCGCCCUCUGCCAUGGCGGCGGCCGGGGCGGAGGGGCUGCGGCAAGGCGAGGCGGACGGCGGCGGCAGGACCGGCGCUCCCGAAGGCGCCCUGAGCCCGCAGCUGCAGGAGGAGAUGCAGGAAGAGAUGGAGAAGCUGCGGGAGGAGAACGAGAGCCUCAAGAAUGAGAUAGAUGAGCUGAGGACGGAGAUGGAUGAGAUGAGGGACAGUUUCUUCGAGGAGGACGCUUGUCAGCUUCAAGAAAUGCGCCAUGAACUGGAGCGAGCCAACAAGAACUGCCGUAUCCUUCAGUACCGGCUGCGCAAGGCCGAGCGCAAGAGGCUCCGCUACGCCCAGACCGGCGAGAUUGACGGCGAGCUCUUGCGCAGCAUGGAGCAGGACCUCAAGGUUGCAAAAGAUGUAUCAGUGAGACUUCACCAUGAGUUAGAAAACGUGGAAGAAAAACGUACUGUAACAGAAGACGAAAACGAAAAAUUAAGACAGCAGCUUAUAGAAGUUGAAAUUGCCAAACAAGCACUACAGAAUGAACUGGAAAAAAUGAAAGAGCAAUCACUGAAAAGAAGAGGGAGCAAAGACCUACCAAAAUCAGAAAAAAAGUCACAGCAGACACCAACAGAGGAGGACAACGAAGACCUGAAAUGCCAGCUACAGUUUGUCAAAGAAGAAGCAGCCUUGAUGAGGAAGAAAAUGGCUAAGAUUGAUAAAGAGAAAGACAGAUUUGAACAUGAGCUGCAAAAAUAUAGAUCAUUUUAUGGGGAUUUGGACAGUCCCUUGCCAAAAGGUGAAGCAGGUGGGCCACCUACCACAAGAGAAGCUGAACUCAAGCUUCGAUUAAGACUUGUGGAGGAGGAAGCUAACAUUCUUGGGAGAAAAAUAGUGGAACUAGAAGUAGAAAAUAGAGGACUGAAAGCAGAGCUUGAUGAUUUAAGAGGAGAUGAUUUCUCAGGGACCGCUAACCCGCUUCUGGGAGAGCAGAGUGAAUCCCUGUCAGAAUUACGACAGCAUUUGCAGCUAGUAGAAGAUGAAACAGAAUUGCUGAGGAGAAAUUUAGCUGAUUUGGAAGAACAAAACAAGCGCAUAACAGCUGAGCUGAACAAAUACAAGUACAAGUCUGGGGCCCACGAGAGCUCUAGGCACCAUGAUAAUGCCAAGACAGAAGCGUUACAGGAGGAGCUAAAAGCUGCACGAAUGCAGAUCAACGAGCUGAGUGGCAAAGUCAUGCAACUCCAGUAUGAGAACAGAGUCUUAAUGUCCAACAUGCAACGCUAUGACUUGGCCUCUCAUCUUGGGAUCCGUGGCAGUCCCAGAGACAGUGAUGCGGAAAGUGAUGCAGGAAAAAAAGAGAGCGAUGAUGAUUCCCGUCCCCCUCACCGCAAAAGGGAAGGCCCCAUCGGUGGGGAAAGCGACUCUGAGGAGGUACGCAACAUUCGGUGCCUGACACCCACGAGGUCUUUUUAUCCGACGCCAUCCGGGUGGCAGAAAAGCUUCACUGACAGGCAGCAGAUGAAGGACAUUCGCUCUGAAGCUGAGCGGCUGGGCAAGACAAUAGACCGCUUAAUUUCUGACACGAGCACCAUCAUAACAGAGGCAAGAAUUUAUGUAGCUAAUGGGGACCUCUUUGGACUGAUGGAUGAGGAAGACGAUGGCAGCAGAAUACGUGAGCAUGAGCUUCUUUACCGGAUCAACGCACAGAUGAAGGCCUUCAGGAAAGAGCUCCAGGCUUUCAUCGACAGACUCGAAGUUCCAAAGUCUUCGGAUGAUCGAAGUGCAGAUGAACCUUUGUCAGUGAGUCAGGUAGACUUUUACUUAUUACGGCCUACAGGUAAAAAGGCUCUGUCAAAUGAAUUAAGCCUCAAAUUCGAUGUAUGGCACAUGAAAAUUAUUCUAGACAGUCGACAAAAUUCACUACUUCUUAGAUUAUUUUAAAUCCUCAUUGGGCCAUAUGAAACCUUGUUCUAUCAAUGGGGCUGUUUGUGAACAUUGAGUGAGUCUGAUCUCCUGGAAAUUAAAAGAAUUAUGCUCUAGGAGGUGGAAGAUUUUACUCCUUUCUGGCCUGGGCAACUACAGUUGCCAGAGUUGUGCCUUCAUUGCCAGUAAAGGCAGUGCAGACAGCAUUUUUCACACAUAAAUUAACAUGAUUGUUUUCUUAGUGGUUGGGUUCCUGUUAGAUGAAUAAAAAGAAAAUCUUACAAAUUUUAAACAGGAGGAAACAUUAAAUUUCCAAAAUUAUAAAGAAUAUGACAAACCACAAAGAAAAAUAAACCAUGCAAAUCUACAGAGUCACAGAGCCACAUGGUAGUGUGAAUAUUGGAAUUGCUGUAACUAAUUGUAACUUGUUGAAGGCCUAUGGGUCACUGCUUACAUGCAGGAGUGACUAGCAUCUUUUCUGUAGUUUGUUUUUAUGCAGAAUUGUUCCAGAGAGGUUUGGGGGAGCAAAUUCCUUGCUGACUCAAGAUCUUUUGCCAUGAAAAAUGAAAAAUUACCUACCCUCAUCUUAUCAUGCAAUCCUAUAGUUGGCAAAUCUUGUUAUUGCUCAUGGUAUUAUCCAAUGUUUUAUUAAGUCUCUUGCUGUGUUAAUUUACUUUGUGCUGUCCUGGUAGCUUACAGUCAAAGUAGUUGCCAGGUGAAGCUGAAAGCUAUUGUUUCUUAUUCCUAUGCUGACUAAUUAGUCUUUUGUUUCCUUGUAUCAGAAAGUCACAGACGCAGUGAGUUUAAAGCUGAUCAAUUACUAUACAUGUAUUGCAUGAAAUCAAACAGAAAUGGUAUUUAGCAUGCUCACUUUCUGAUGUAGCAAUAGCUCUGAGCUUGUAGAGCUCCCAUUAGCUUAAAGGCAGAGCACUGCAUGGGCAUAUAUUUAAAGCAAACUAAUUAGUAUUUUCUCUAAGCAAAUAACAGCAAUAGUUAAAUUGGACUUUUCAGGGCUUAACCAUGCAGAACUCCUGAAGUCAAUGGGAGAUGGGCACUUGGUCCCUCCACAAGCAUAGUCUGAUUCACUAUUUAUUUUGUUGAAACUUUGGACUUGCUAUUCCAUUAAUUGACUGUUCUCUCUGUCUUUGUAUUUACU